AUGGUGUAUAUUAAUAUUUACAUUGGGACACAACCUAUAGCGACUUUUCGGGGGUUUUUGAAUUAUGGAUAUUGUAAACUCAAGAUUAGGGUUAGAGGAGGAGCUAGGUCAAAGUUUGAAAUGGCUGGGAUAGGAUCAUCAAGAAACAACGAAGAAGACAAUCAACAAAACACAAACUGGGUUUGGUACAGAAACACCAAUAAUAACCCAAGUACGAGCCACAACAAUCAGAUAUGGCAGCAGCCAAGCCUCGAUCUAUAUCCGGGUCAGAUGGACGUCUGUGAUUUGACCACGUCAUCCAGAUCCCUAACCAUAAGCUGUCAAGACUGUGGAAACCAAGCCAAGAAAGGGUGCACGCAUGGACGGUGUAGAACUUGCUGCAAGAGCCACGGGCUCCACUGUCCUACUCACGUGAGGAGCACGUGGAUCCCCAUCGCCAAACGCCGCGAGCGGCAGCAGCAGAUACAGACGCCAAUCUCCAACCGAAAUGGCGGUGGCCACAGAGUUGGGAACAUCCCAACACCGUAUAGAGAGAUUGAUCAACCGGCUAACUCAUCAGAGAUGGGAGAGGCAACAUUUCCAGAUGAAGUGAGCUCGGAUGCACUUUUCCGGUGCGUCAGAAUGAGUGGUACCGAUGAUGGAGAGGGCCAAUUCGCAUAUCAGACGACGGUGGGCAUAGCUGGUCAUCUCUUUAAGGGAAUUCUAUAUAACCAAGGUCCGGAAAACAUGUCCAUGCCUUAAAAAAUUUCAAUUUUCUUUUUAUUUAUUUUUUUGUAUGCAAUGUUCUCUAUAAAAACUUAAUUUUUUUUAUACAAGAUCAUCCAGAACUCAGUAUUUAACAAAUGAAGUAACUCUGUGAGUUGUUAUGUUAGAGAGAAUACAAUAACAUAUAUGCUUGGACUGCAA
Molecule: messenger RNA, 906 nt
Organism: Arabidopsis lyrata subsp. lyrata
Lineage: Eukaryota; Viridiplantae; Streptophyta; Magnoliopsida; Brassicales; Brassicaceae
Product: protein SHI RELATED SEQUENCE 4
Exons: 3
Coding region: 1-741 (246 amino acids)
Biological process (GO): positive regulation of DNA-templated transcription
Cellular component (GO): nucleus
Molecular function (GO): DNA binding; DNA-binding transcription factor activity
Source: RefSeq, a predicted model, not a curated record